GAUUUCAACUCUGAGAAAAAAAUACUGACUUAUAUAAGGAAGGAAAUAUGCUUGCUUAAUUUUAAAAGCUCACGAUGAAAAGUCUAGUAAACAAACAAUCUGCACUGUAAAUACCAGAGCAGAACUGUGACAUGAUGUUAAACUAUGCUGCACGACAAGUCUGAGUCAAAACACCUGCAUGUUUGGGAAAGUGACAAACUCAAAACACAGGAAGACGAAGGCAGUCACAGCCCUGAUUUCAAAACAACUUAACUUUGUACUCAGACUGUUUCCCAUCAGUUGAACAUUUUCAUGAGAUAUUAAUGAUUAAAGUGACAGGUGCUGACAUUCUGACUUGUCUUAGCAUAAGUUUGGGUAUAAUUAAUUACAUCAGUGAUGAAUCUUUUCCAGUAGAUGUGUCAGUGAAACAGCAUGAACAGUAUUAAGAUCCUGGCACUGAAAACAGUCAUAAUGAUGCUGAUACAGAAUUUAUCUGUUGUCUGAAGCUCUGCUCAUCUGUGAGCACAAAUUUAGAGCUUUAGGGCAAAGUCUAAUGAUCUGUAAAUAGAGAAUCGUGUCAUGCAGGGUUCAAAACAUCACUGACAGCCUGAGUCUACUAAAACUAAUGACACUGAACAAGCUGUAAGAACACUACUGAAGGCGAAAUAUUCACAAGUAAAACUAAAGACAUGCUUAGUUUCUAUUACCCCACUGAAACACUCAAUUACUGUGACUCUAUUAGCAGUGUAAGACUCAGCAAAAUGACCGAAGCUACAGAGCUAAUUAUGACACUAUAGAGUCCUCUACCUGUGAUAAUAUAUGUUUUGUGUAAAUAUUUUAAAAUACAAACUCCCCAGAUCUCAAUCCAAUUGGGCAGUAAAGAAUGAACACAUUCUUAAGAAAAGUACCAGACAAUGACACAAACACACCAACAGAUGGAGGCAGUGGUAUUCCAGUUCUGCUCAGUAAAAUUCCUGUUUUGUCAGUGGCAAAAGCAAGAACUUUAGUGUACGAACUCUGAUGUGGACGAUUGUCCAUUGGAUCAUUUACACCCAAAACAUGGAGAAUAAGACCAGUUAUCUUCGGUUGUCUUGGCAACAUAUUUUAUUGGUCACACAAUAUUAAGACCAUUUAUUCCCCAUUUCUUCCACUGGAUAUUUUGGCCAUUGAUAUUUUCAUGACAGCGGAAAACAGCCAAAAACCAGCAUAUGCAACAGAGGAGAUAAUGUUGGCUACAAAAGCAGGAAGCCUGCUGAGUUUAUGACACAUCCCUGCUAAUAUCUAAUCACAUCACAGCCAGUAAACAACACACCAUGAGUCAAAAGAUGAUAGUGCUUUUUAUUGUGGAUUUCCUGCAUUUAAACAGACUGAACAGGAAAGAGAAAUAACUCCCUGUCGUGACUCGUGUCAGUCAUUCUCCCUUUGUCACUCUUUAAAACCAUCUGAUAUCAAUCUGUGAUAUUAAUCUGUGUUUUCAGUAGCAGCUGAUGAUCAGUGAUGGAAACCAGUCCGAGCUUGCUCUCCGUAUGAUUCAUAGCUCUGAUGAUGAAACCAUCAAUCACCAACUGGAUUUCCUUCAGCUCAGUUGAUUUCCAACCUCGCCUGACCAAGGUUAAAAAACUCUCACGGCAUUCCUCACAUGUCCGUACAGAGGCCUCAGAUAUGAGAGGCAGAGAGUCCACACACUGUCCUCAUCCCUGAGCUUCCUCUGAUAAAUCCCUCGGAGGCAGGAGAAAGGAGGGAAAACGUCAGGGCAUCCUGGUAAAAACCACCAAACACCUCAGGGGCGGACUAUCUCUCUCGGCUCUGACAAGUUUCCACAAGUGUUGCGGCUGUAAUUCAAGCUGUAACGGCUUAUUUAAAGAGGAGCUAUUUAGACUCCCAGAGAAGAGCGAGGGUGGUGUUUAUGUGUAACAGGUAAUAAUUUCACAACUCACAGAGCGGACGGCGGGAUCCCAAAACAGAUAAGAUUCCUGAUUCAAAAUGAACAAAGUCAAACAUUUCUCCAUCUUCAUCACCAUGUUAGCCCUGCUGAGCUACUGCCAGACCUUACCAAGGACGGAUCCUCCCAUCCAUCCUCAUUACCCCUUCCUGUUCAUGUGGAACGCCCCGACUGAGCUGUGCGACAUCCGCUUCGGCCUGCCCCUCGACCUCUCCCACUUCCACAUUGUCAGCAGCACCCUGAAAACAGCGACGAACCAAAGCAUCUCCAUCUUCUACACUGACCGCUUUGGCAUCUUCCCCUAUGUGGACGAGGACACUGGUGAGAUGUACGAUGAGGGUCUGCCACAGCUGAUAGACCUGAAGGAGCACCGCGAGCUGGCCGAGGACGACAUCGAGUACUAUAUUCCUGCCAACCAGCCAGGCCUUGCUGUGCUUGACUUUGAGGAGUGGAGGCCGCAGUGGAUUAGAAACUGGGGCAGUAAAGACAUCUACCGACAGAUUUCUAUCGAAACAGUCAAGAAGAAAAACGCAUCACUCUCUGAUGAUGAGGCAGAAGACCGGGCAAAGAUUGUCUUUGAACGUGCAGCCAAGAGGUACUUCCUCCGGUCUAUUGGCCUUGGCAAGAAGCUGAGGCCCAACAGACUCUGGGGUUACUACCUGUAUCCCGACUGCUACAACUACGACUACAACCAGGACAUGACGCGCUUCACCGGAGAGUGUCCCGCCAUCGAGAAGGACAGAAACAAUGACCUGUUGUGGCUCUGGAACGUGUCCACAGCGCUCUUUCCAUCCAUCUAUCUGGAGGAGGUGCUCAAAGACUCCCAGCAGGCCCGGCUGUUCGUCCGCCAUCGAAUCCAAGAGGCCAUGAGGGUGUCGACGCUCCCCAACAACUCCUACUCCAUCCCGGUCUACGCCUACAUCCGCCCCGUGUACAAGGACAGCAUCAACGACUACAUGUCAGAGUUUGAUCUGGUCAACACCAUCGGAGAAGCUGCAGCUCUUGGCGCCGCCGGCAUCAUUUCCUGGGGAGACAUGAAUGUCACAGAGUCAGAGGACUCUUGCUUUGACGCUCGACGCCACCUGGAGCAGGUCAUGAACCAGUACAUCCUGAAUGUCUCCACGGCAACGCAGCUCUGCAGCGAAGCUCUCUGCCAGGGCCGAGGUCGCUGUGUGAGGAAGCACUGGGACGACGACGUCUACCUCCACCUGGACCCACGUCGGUACCAGAUCCAGCAGCAGCGCACCGGCAGCCCGCUCACUGUGAGCGGCGACCUCUCGCAGGAUGACAUCAACUGGUUCGACCGCAGCUUUGACUGCAUGUGCUACAGCGAAGAGCCAUGCAGAUCGGUCCUGACGAUCAACAUCAUCCAGGAGGCCGUCGUCACCAGGAAGAAUGGAGGUGCUGACAGGCCCCGCCCCUUCCUGCUGGUGAUGGUACUGCUCUGUCUGAAGCUUGUCGGGAUGGGAAUAUAAAAUAAAACCACAAACCUGAUACAACAGGAUGUGUGGUUAUGGACAGUUAAAGGACAGUUACACUGAUAUUUGAGUUUGUUGAACAUUUCUUGUUAUUUCUGUUUUUUUUCUGUUUUAAAUAUUUUAAAUACAGUUUAUCUUCAGGCUCAUUCAUUCAGUUACACUCACAGUUGGAUUAACCUGUUAAUUAAAGGACUAUCAAAGGAAGGACUUUAAUUAAAGAGUAACAUAAAAACCCUUCCAAAUCCUGUUGCUGAUGUCCAGUGAUUGACUGACUUCAUCCAGCAGUAUCACCAGGUCUAAAUCUUGAUUGAACACCUGCUAAACUAAUUCAUUCCCAUCAGCCUCAGUUAUACUUUGUGCUUAGCACAGAUUGGCAAGUAUUAGCAUGCUAACCUGCCAAAUUAAGAUAGUGAACAUGGUAAACAUUACAAGUGCAUUGUCUCCAGAGCAAUUUGAGGGACAGAGGGCAGCAAAGCAUGAGACAUAGGGCCACAUGGCUAAAAUGGCUGAAACAAACACAUUUAUUUAACAAUAAGAAAAUAAAAGACUGCAGCCAACCAGUCGUCCAAGACAAUUCAACUGUUGAAGAUAAAGACUCAGUAAAGCUAAAAACUUAUUUCUAGGGAAUGGGGGUAAGAGGGCAGAUGUUCAAGUCACGAAGGUUAAAAUGUGUGCAAUAACAAAACAAACAAAUAAGACACAAACAAAACAAGCUCAUGAGAGCACAAAAAACAUGACUAUUUGUCAACCAUUUCUGUACUAAAACUUUAAAUCCCUUGUAAUACCUCUGUUCCACCAACAUGGAAUAGGUUCCGUUCUAGUUUUCUGCACCUAAUUUUGAAAUUUUGGCCAAAAAUAAAUUGGUCCAGAGCCUGAAAAUCAGUUCUCAGCUGGAACCAAUCAGGUUUUCAGGUGUAAACCAUGACAACAUCAGUGGGCGUGUCCUCUUCUACAGGUUGUACAGAGAGGGUGGAGAAGGAAACAAAUAUCUAGAAUAACAUUACAAACACUCGCACACACGUCUCUUGAUUACAAUUGUUCUGAUCUAAACUGGAGGAAAGGUGGGCUGGGUCACUGGAUAGAACCAAGGUUACAAGAAUCCUGAACGGAACCAGAGCGAAUUUGGUGGUUUCAGC
Lates calcarifer (barramundi perch) is the source of this 4535-nucleotide messenger RNA. Its product is annotated as hyaluronidase-5. The transcript has 4 exons. The coding region runs from base 1963 to 3396 and encodes 477 amino acids. Gene Ontology annotation, cellular component: acrosomal vesicle. The record is from RefSeq and is a predicted model, not a curated record. Gene Ontology annotation, molecular function: hyalurononglucosaminidase activity. Gene Ontology annotation, biological process: carbohydrate metabolic process; hyaluronan catabolic process. NCBI's taxonomy places the organism in Eukaryota, Metazoa, Chordata, Actinopteri, Centropomidae.